Penicilliopsis zonata CBS 506.65 is the source of this 6106-nucleotide messenger RNA. RefSeq lists its product as hypothetical. Gene Ontology annotation, cellular component: nucleus; nuclear RNA-directed RNA polymerase complex. The coding region runs from base 203 to 5791 and encodes 1862 amino acids. The record is from RefSeq and is a predicted model, not a curated record. Gene Ontology annotation, biological process: regulatory ncRNA-mediated heterochromatin formation. Lineage: Eukaryota; Fungi; Ascomycota; Eurotiomycetes; Eurotiales; Aspergillaceae. Gene Ontology annotation, molecular function: zinc ion binding; helicase activity. The transcript has 2 exons.
GGAAUAGCAUCAAUAUGGCUCAACCAAAACCUCUAGAAUCUGCUACGAGUACGCAAGGCAGGGAUCUUGUAGGUUCAGAAACUGCAAAUUUCUCCAUGUCGCGGACAAGUCGAACAAGCCCAAAGGCAGACCGGCCAAGACCUCGAUUGGCGAACGAAAGAGAUCGAACCUCGAGACAGACCGUGGCUCCAGCAACGAUGUGAUGGCUUGGAAACGUCAAGCACCCCAAAGUCAAUUCAUCCGCCCGUUGGGAGCCGCACUCGGAAGGUUUUUCGCCCAGGGAAGGAGCCUGAUCGAUGUGGACGAUAGCACGUUGCAAGAAGUGGUUCAAUGUCUUUCCAAGGAGGGUGGGCUGAAAAGAAUCCAGGAACUCAUCCAGCGUGACUAUCUCCCCAUGUCUGAUUCUGCAAAGCUGGCUCUCUUCCUGGAACAGGUUCUCCCGUUCGUCGAGAUCAUCACUGCACCCAAAGUGCUCGCCUCUCUCAUCCUUGAACAGUCAGUCGGAACGAUCUACAACUGUAUAUUUGGACUGGCCGGUCGACGGGCGACGCCAUUCCUAAACUUUCUAGCAGACGUUGUUCAACGAGAGGCAGAUAGUCAGGAGGAUGCUGCCGCCCUACAUCUAGAAUCCUGUCUUCAGGUGUUUACUCAGGUCCUUCAGCUGAACUCGACUGCUUUUAUCCAUGAGCCUAUCAUUGCUAUCGCGAAGAGAUUCCGGGACAUCUUCACGAUACUCAAUGCCUCGGUGGACAGUGGACUUCUCGAAGGAUCCCACAAUUGUCUCGAACGCCUGCAACGCUACCUUGAUAUCGGCCUGUCUCUACCGUCCCUCAAUAAUAGAGGCUCAAGCAAGGGACCUGUCUCCCAAGUUCCAGUCCAGUUUGUCACGCAGAAAGAACCGCCUGGCGGCCGUCACGACAACGACCACCCUGAUAUCUGCAGGAUUCGGAUCAUGCCUACUUCCGAGGAAAUUCUGUCCACGCGCUCCGAAUACCUCCCUGUGACAGACCCGCGGGAGUGGCAUGUCCAGGGCCUCUCGGGUCUUUUGGAUAGGAAUUUUCGACUAUUGAGAGAAGAUUCCGUUGGACAGCUCCGCGAUGCAAUCCAUACCGAGCUCCAACCUCAGGCCCGAAGAGAAAAGAACCAGAUGAGGACACACGUCUACUCUAAGGCAAGAGUGCAGGGCUUCGAAUUUGACCGCUUGACUGGGCUCCAGAUUAUCCUUCGGUUUCCCCAGCCAGCAAAUCUAAAGGAUACAGGGAAAAAGAAACGGCAAGAGUGGUGGGAAUUGUCGAAAAGGCUUCAACCCACUGCUUUGGUCUGCCUUGCAGAUCGACGAGGAUUCGCGAUAUUUUGCACCAUCUCCCAGCCAAAACGACAGCGACAAGGACGAGAGAGCGAGAAAGAGAGGCCCCAAAAGUUUUCUGGCUCGCUUUGGGAUGACGCGGCCUUCUCGUUCGUCGUCCUGGAGCUGGUCGAACCAACAGAGGCUAAUCGCCAGUACAUCUUGGACUGUCACCAACCCAACAACGACUCGCCAACCAUGUCUCUGGUGGAAUUUCCCGGCAUUCUCCUGCCGUCAUUCCAGCCGACGCUACAGGCUCUCCAGAAUAUGCAGAAAGCGGCGGACCUUCCCAUGUCGGAGUUUCUUGCUCCUUCUGAUUCUCUGUCUGGCUCGAUGGAUGUGCCCCCGCCUGCAUACGCGAAUAAGCGCGGGUUCACAUUUGACCUACGGUGUCUCAUGGAUGAUGGCUCCAGUCUCGAAGUGAGUCCUUCGCAACCGGCCGACAUGGAUAGGCUUCGACAACACUCAACUCUCGACGAUGCUCAAGCGCAGGCUCUAGUCCACACUCUUCAGCGGCGGAUAGGGUUGAUUCAAGGUCCACCAGGAACAGGCAAAAGUUACACGGGUGUAGCCCUCAUCAAGGUUCUUCUGGCGAACAAGAAAAAAGUGAAUCUCGGGCCGAUUGUCUGUGUAUGCUACACCAAUCAUGCUCUAGAUCAGCUGCUGGAGGACCUGCUAGAAAGCAAAAUCACCUCCCAAAUAAUACGCAUCGGCUCCCAGUCAAAGUCAGAGACAUUAAAGUCACUUAAUCUUCGGGAAGCUUCCCAGAAGGUCCAGAAGACAAGGCUGGAAAAGACUGAGCAAUGGCAACUGCAUCACGAACUGGAAGAGCAUGAGGAGGAAUGGGCUUCGCUCCGAUUAAACGCAGCGGGCUCUCACUCCGCUGUGAGACACUAUCUGAGACGCUUUAAUACAAGGCGCUAUAAAGAGUUCUUCGAAGAAGAUGAGGAGGGGUUUGAGAAAGCCAUUGGGAAUGAUCCUCACAAGAUCUUUACAUCUUGGUUGAACGGCGGUAAAACCAAGGGAGUAAGUGUCCAUUCUUUGGAAGAAUUGCACCAGCUCCGCAUCGAUGAGAUGAAUGCACCAGAACGUCGGAUUCUCUAUGAUCAUUGGGCGGAGGAGAUCAGGAAAGCUGCCCAUACUCGAACUCACGCAAUCUUGGCCUCCCAACAGCAAGCAAAAGCAUCCUUGGAUCGAGUCCGAAACGAACUGGAUCUGCGAUGCCUGCGACAAGCCGAUGUCAUUGGAGUGACAACAACCGGCCUGGCGCGCAAUUUGAAUAUGCUGCGUGGGCUACAAUCGAAGGUGCUCUUAUGUGAGGAGGCAGGAGAGGUCCUUGAAGCCCACUUGCUCACAUCGCUGCUGCCAUCCGUUGAGCAUUUCAUACUAAUCGGGGAUCACCAGCAGCUCCGGCCGCAGAUCCAGAAUUAUGAGCUUUCUCGUGAGAGCAAGGCUGGCAAGCAGUAUUCGUUGGAUUGUUCCUUGUUCGAGAGACUUGUCGAGCCUCAAAACGAGAUUGGGGUGAAGAUCCCGUUUUGCACCCUUGAAACGCAGCGAAGGAUGCAUCCAUCGAUCGCGCAACUGGUCCGAGAAACUCUGUAUCCUCGACUGCAGGAUGCCCCCUCGGUCUCUGAAUACCCAGAGGUCAUGGGAGUGCGAAGACGGCUCUUUUGGCUUGAUCAUCGCAAGCCGGAAGGUGGUACUUCGGGUCAAGAUCCGACGGCCACUUCCCACUGGAACGACCAUGAAAUCGAGGUGACUCACGCGCUGGUUAAUCAUCUUAUUCGCCAGGGAACCUACAAAACGGGCGAAAUUGCUGUUCUGACACCGUAUCUGGGCCAGCUUCAUCGCUUGAGGAGAAAACUAGGCGAGUCGUUUGCCAUCACCGUCGGGGAGAGAGAUCAGGAUGCGCUUGACCAGACGGGCUUUACGGAUGAGGAGAAACCAUUAGCAAGGGCAGUGCCUACGAAAUCUACUCUUCUUCAGACCCUGCGGGUGGCAACUAUCGACAACUUCCAAGGAGAGGAGGCAAAGGUGGUGGUGAUAUCACUCGUUCGCAGCAACAGUCAAAAUCGGUGCGGCUUUCUCCGGACUCCCAACCGCAUCAAUGUCCUGCUGUCGCGCGCAAAACAUGGAAUGUACAUCAUUGGUAACUCGGAGACGUCACGAGGCGUGGAGAUGUGGGCUAAGGUGCUCGAUAUUCUCGAUCGGGAUGGCAAUUUCGGACAGCGGCUUGAGCUUCAAUGUCCCCGCCACCCUGCUACUGUCAUCACCGUGGCCGAACCAGAGGACUUUCUCCAGUUCUCUCCCGAGGGAGGCUGCAAUUUACAAUGCGGUAAGCGCUUGUCAUGUGGCCAUCCCUGCAAGCAGAAAUGCCAUGCAGAAAUGCUCCAUCAAUCAGUUCACUGUCUUGAACCCUGCUCGCGGCUGCAAAAGGGAUGCUCUCAUCCUUGCCCUAAGGUCUGUGGAGAUAUCUGUCCCACAAAAUGCAUGACUGUGGUAGUAGAUCAUGCCCGAGUUCUGCCUUGUGGGCAUUCGAUGCCGAGCCUUCAUUGCUGGCAGGCUCAAGACCUCAGCACUGUCAAAUGCCCCGUCCUCGUCAAAAAGAAGGUGCCACACUGCGACCAUGAGAUUACUAUUGCCUGCCACAUUGAUGUCGCCCAGCCAGACUAUGAGUGCAGGCAGAGAUGCCGACAAUCCCUGCCAUGCGGCCAUAAUUGCAAACGCCGGUGCUCAGAGUGCAUUAUACGUGAACCAGAAGGAGUUCGUUUCGACCAUGGCCAAUGCAAACAAAAGUGCGGCCGACAGUAUCACACGUGCGCUCAUACAUGCAUCACAGAGUGCCAUGGGGAGAUACCCUGCCCGCCAUGUACAGCCCCGUGUGAUGUCCAGUGCGGUCACUCGCGAUGCCCCCGGAAAUGCUCCCAGCCAUGUGCGCCCUGCGCCGUGCCCAAGUGUCUGUCGGAAUGCCCCCAUAGUGCCUGUUCCAUGCCGUGCGCAGCGCCAUGCGAUCAUAUACCAUGCUCGCGGCGGUGCGAGAAGAACCUCCCCUGCGGUCAUCGAUGCCCGUCUGUCUGCGGGGAGUUGUGUCCUACUGACCGAUUCUGUCAGUUGUGUGCUGCAGACGACAUUAAGGAAACCCCAGUUGACUUUAUCUUGGGCCAAUUGUACAAGGAGGUUGACCUGGAUGAAAACCCGUGCAUCUUCCCACCGUGCGGUCAUUUCCUGACCAUGGAAAGUAUGGAUGCUCAGAUGGACCUUGGGAAGCAUUACACUCUCGAUCAACAGGGGAAGCCGGCCUCCAUUGCGUCGGCAUCGGAGCCCUUUUCGAUUGGAGACAUCCGGAACUGCGCUACCUGCCGCGGCUCACUUAGAGGCAUCUCACGAUAUGGCCGGCUGGUGAGGCGUGCGUGGAUCGAUGAGGCUACCAAAAAGUUCAUUUUGUACAUCAACCAGCAAUACGUCCCGAUGGCCCAGGACCUGCCUCGACUACUGACCCGUCUGCAAGAAAAUGAGAAGACGAUAUCAACCAGAGUCUUCCAAGACCAAGCCAAUAUCCGCAUCGAGGGCCCCCGAGACCACCAAGUCAAACUGAUGAACAGCCAUAUACGCAAACACGACAAGGAAAGGUGGAAGGGAUUGAUCGAACUACGCGGGCGGAUCGUGGAAUACGCCAGCAAGGUCAAGGAGGAGGAACAGCCGUUCCAUCAAGUGUACAGCCUCGUGGAAGAUGCACGCCGACGCAAGAGAGGAGCCGGACGGUUCGAGUUUGACGACAACGUGCUCCAGACUAAAGGGUAUCUACAAGCUUCUGGGCUAUUACUUCGUCUCGACACAGCUCUGCUCGGCGACUUCCUUGCUCUCCACCGACGCGUUCCCGCCGGGCUGAACCAGACAGAUCUCCAAGUCAACCUGCAGGCCAACCUGAAGGACAGCGAGGUGCUCAUCGAGCUAGCGACACGCUCCCGGCGGGUUCUCCAACAGGUCGAAGGACACCUGUUCCGGGCUCAGCUGUGCGCGCUUGAGAUGGAAAACAGGACCCCAAACUCAGAAGCGGAUGCCCGUGCAAAGCUCCUUGAUCAAGCCAAUUCCGCCGUCGACGCCGCCGAGAGACUCUGCGCCUGCCAUCCAGGCCAGACCCAGGGCCUCGCCGCCGAGAUUGAGGGGACGAGAGCCAUGCUACGCGGCGCAACCUUCUACACACCCGUCACCAACGAGGAGCGCAUGGCCGUCGUGGCUGCCAUGGCCCGCGAGUUCCGGGGCACGGGACACUGGUACUACUGCCAGAACGGCCAUCCCUUUACGAUCGGAGAGUGCGGCGGCGCGAUGCAGCUGUCGAGGUGCCCCGAGUGCGGGGCUCAGGUUGGUGGGGAGCAUCAUCGGACAGUCGAUGGUGUCCGACGGGCAGAGGAUUUGGAGGCAGGUCUUCGCGAGCUGAACAUUUAGCAGGACAGCCUGGUAGUGUAGUGGUGUGAUACUUGACAGCCUGAAGCAGGCUGCGAAUGGCCCCGACUGUUCUUACCAGGCAUUACGAGGCUUGUUACAAGGAGUAAUUGAAGACAUAGAACCACUGUUUGCACUAGCUGGAAAGAUUAAGGUACAUGGCAUCAUGAAAUCAAGAAAUAAAAAUCAGUCCAAUACGACAGUGAGGCGAUGUUGGGUGGGAAAACCCUCAGCUCAGCCCUCUCAGGCCCUCUCAGGCCCAUGGUAGCCAGUAGUAUUCUUCAACUAUACAAAAGUAUAUACUGUCUGCCCAAAGCG